Phalacrocorax carbo (great cormorant) is the source of this 5898-nucleotide messenger RNA. Lineage: Eukaryota; Metazoa; Chordata; Aves; Suliformes; Phalacrocoracidae. The record is from RefSeq and is a predicted model, not a curated record.
AUGGGGGCGGCGGCCGCCACCGGCAUGGCGGCCCGGCAGGGCUCGGGCCUCACCCCGGCCCCAAGGCACGGCGAGGGCAGGGGGGCCGCCCGACAGCGGCCGCGGGAAACGCCGAGCUCCCGCCGGAAGGGGAACGCGACGGGACCGGGAAGCAGGGACCGAAAACCAACCCGCACCGCCCGCUGCCGUGACGGGUGGAAGGCGGAAGUGGCGGCAGGCCACCGCGCAGGCGCGUCCACACGCCGCGUGGGAGAGAGCGCGCCUGCGCCGCCCCGGCCGCUGCUGGCGGCCGGGGGAGCGGUGGGGCUGUGUCACGCGUGGCCCCUCAACAGUGGGGCUCCCGGCUCGGCGGGGGCGGACUGCCGGGGUGACCCUCGCUCGUUGCGGGGCGAGUCCGCCUGCUGGGUCAGCACCAGGAACAGCUCCCGCUGCCGAGGGCAGGGGCGCCGAGGGGGCGGGGCGGAGGGGCGGGGGCGGGCCGGCGUUCUUCGGUUGCCCCGGUUACCGGCGUACACAGCCGGUGGCGGCGGGGUGCGCGCGGCGGCCGCUCUCCGCUGCCUCCCCCCGCACGUCGCUCACCUGUUAGACAAUUUUAUGGCUUCACAAAAGGAAAAACAGGCUCAGCCCUUUACAGACAUCUUUGAUGAAGAUGAAGCUGAAAAAUCCUUCCUGUUGUCCAAGCCCACUUGCUUAAUUAUCCUUGGAAAGCCAGGUUCUGGAAAGAAAACAUUAGCUAGAAAACUAGCACAAAUAUGGAAAUGCAUUUUCAUAGAAGCUUUGGAAGUAAUUCAAAUGAAUAUUCAUGAAGAAACAGAAUAUGGGCUUAAGUGUCAAGAAUUGCUUUUUAAAGGUCAAAGUAUUUCUGAAGAACUGGUUACAGAAAUGAUUCUGAAAAAGAUUGAGUCACCAGAAGUUGCUCAUUUUGGUUAUGUUCUCAGUGGAUUUCCUUCUCUCUCAGAGGAAUACAUGACUGUUUCACAGCAAAUAGAGAAAAUAAAGAAUCUAAAAUUAAAACCAGAUUUCCUGAUUAACAUUAAGUGUUCAGAUUAUGACUUGUGCCAAAGAAUAUCAGGACAAAGGCAACACCCUGAUUCAGGGCAGGUAUAUCAGAGGAACCAGUGGGAUCCUAAUGUUAUUGAAAAGCGUAAGAAAGAGAAAGAUAAGCAUGAAGUAGAGAAUGAAGAAGAUGAUGAAGAGCAGGAAGAUGAGACUGCAGAAGAUCCACUUAAGAUGUCAGAAUUUUUACAUCAAUUAGUGCAGAGGCCUGAAGAUGUUCUUGAAAAUGCAGAGGAAAGACUUGGAACAUAUAGGGAUAUAAUGCUUCAUCCUUUAGAAGACUUGAUGGCUGAACAGGAUUGUCAAUAUCUUAUUGAACUGGAUGGAAAUCAGCAACCAGAUGAUCUCUUUGUAUCAGUGGUAGUUCGACUUCAAUCUCUGGGUGUUCGAAAUGGAGCUCCUAUAACUAGACUUCAAAGUCAGCAAGAAGAAAUGCUGCAGGGACUGGAAAAUGAUGAACUUUUCCGGGUUCUGUCAUCCUACAAACUAAUAGCACACAGAUAUCGAUGGCGUAGAAGCAGGUGGGGACAAGCAUGUCCUGUGGCUCUAAAGAAAGGUGAUAUUGUAAUGGGAAACCCAGACUUGGCUGUCAGUUUUCUAGGUAAAAUGUACGUACUGUCAUCCCCAGAGGCAUUGAAAACAUUUAUGCUGAAUCCACGGCCUUACCUGUUACCACCAAUGCCACUUCCUCCUUGUAAAGUACUAGUAUUUGGUCCUCCAUUCUCUGGAAGAACAACUAUUUGUAACCUAAUUGCACACAAAUAUAAAGGAAAGGUUCUUGAUAUGGCCAAACUCAUUCAACCACGCAUGGAAGAAUCAAGAGAAGAAAACAUUGAGCAAGUGCAAAGGGAUACAGUACAAAAGGCUAUAACAGCAGUGAAAAAUGGGUUGGAAUUAGAAAAACAGUCAAGAGAACCAGGAGACUUGCAAGAACACAGUAGUGUCAAAGAAGCAGAUGGUUCUGAAGAAAUCACUAUUCCCAGAGAGGGAAUAAAGUUGGAAGAGGGGACUGCUAUAAAAUUUGCCAUCAUCCCAAAAAGAAUGUCAGAGAUAACUGCUGACCACCCAGAAGUUCAAGAAAUGGUAGAAGAAGCCAUAAAAAGGGCAUCAGUCUCCGAAGUUACACUGUCACCUGAAAUAUAUGCUGAAGUACUGGAGAGAGCUAUUGCAGAGCUUAUGAAGAAGAACAAAGACAGGUUUCCUGGUGCUCCAGAAAAAGGAGGAUGGGUAGUGGAUAACUACCCUCUGUCAGUGGAUCACUGGUCAGCAUUAUCAGAAAAAGGACUUUUACCUGACACUGUUGUCUGUCUGCAGGAUACAGAAAAAGAUGGAGUCUGUAUACUACGCAGAAUAUACUUAGCAAAUAGGGAUGAAAUUAAUUCUAAGAUUUUGAAAAGACUAACAGAUGAAGCAUUAAAAAAGAAAGAAGAUGAAGCAAGAAGAGAAAUCCAAGAAAUACUGACAUCAGAGGAAAAUCAAGCUCUAGAGGCUGCUGAGGAAAAAGAAUUUGAGGACGAUGAUGAGCAGCUUCCACCUGAAACUGAACAAAUGCCCCAGAAACAGUCCAGUGACUCUGCAGGCUAUAAAGAAGAAUCUAAACCUACAGAAAUCAUACUACCUGACUUUACAGAGGAUAAUUUUCCAGAUAUACCAGAAAUGGAAAUAAUUAAAAGGAAGAUUGACCUUUUCAUGCAUGACUGGGAAACAGUGGAGUCAGAAAUCAAGCAAUCAUCUCUAGUUCAGGUUGUUGUUUUAGAGAUUGCUGAGCAAACUCCAGAAAGUCUGCUUAACCAAACUGUGCUGGUUAUGGAAAAACCUUUUAAAUAUCAUGGUUGGGAGUUAUCUGCUGAAGACUUAGAUGAGGAAGCAGAAGAUCUGGCUGCUGAAGGGGAAUAUGAAGAAGAAGCAGCUGAUGAAGAAGAAAAUGAAGAAGAUGAAGAAAAAACUAAGGAAGAGAAAAGGCACAUGGGAGAUACAAAACACUUUUGUCCAGUCAGUCUGAAAGAGAACUUUGUCCUUUACCCAGGACUUUAUGAACAGGCAGCGAAAUAUCAAGAAAAAAUUUAUUAUUUCUCAACUUCUGAGUACAGAGAUAAAUUUCUGAAGAACCCUGAGGAGUACGUGGCCCACAAUGAACCAAUACAAGCUCCUCCUUUACGGGUGUGCUUACUUGGGACUCAUGGAGCAGGUAAAACUACUUGUGCACGACAGAUAGCAAACAAAUUAGGCAUUUUCCAUAUUCAGUUUGAAGAAUAUCUACAGGAAUUGAUCUUACCCAAAACUAAAGAGAAAGUUGGGCCCAAUUUUGAUGAAGAACCUGAAGAAGAUGACAAUAAAAUGCCAAUUCUAUCACAGGAACUGGACAACUUCUCUCAGACCAUGACUAAAACUGAGACUGAAAAAAGCAAACGGGAAGUGGAGUUAACUGAUGAGGAAGAAGCAAUCAAAGCAAAUCUGAUGCAUAAUGAGGCACUGCCUCCAGAAGUCCUUGAUAACAUUGUUCUUGACUGGUGGAGGAAAGAGCCAUUCCGGUCCACAGGAUUUAUACUGGAUGGUUUCCCUCGUACUUUACAUGAAGCCCAGUAUUUGUCAGAACGAGGACUCUGUCCUGAUGUUGCAAUUUAUAUUCAAGUAGAAGAAAGGGACGUUCUUGACCGUCUUUUUCCUCCACGCCUGAAAAAAUGGAAAGAAAGGCAGUAUAAAAAACUGGAAAAUAAAAAGAAACUGAAAGACCUUAAAGCAAAAAUAAGGGCUUUAGCUAAUAUGGAGCAUUAUGAAGCCACUGAGGAGGAAAAUGAGAAUGAAAAUGAGGAUGCUGAAGCCAUACUUGAAGAAGAGGUUUUAGAAGAAGAAGAGGCUGAAGAAGAACAGGAGAUAGAUGCUGUUGACCGCAUACAAAAUGAAAUUGCAGAAAAGUUUGAUUCAGAAGUAGAUGGUUUACAAGGUGUACAGGAAGAACUUGACAAAUUGUUAAUACCACAAAUUGAGAUCAACGGAGGACAGAAGCCUCACAUCGUACGCUACCAAAUAUAUAACAAGCUGAAUUCUCUAAUGGAAAAUCGUGGAAGCAUUUUUGAGAAAUGCUACCCAAUAAGUUUGCCACUUGCACAUAAGAUGCUAGUUUUCUCAUAUAAAUUUCCAAGUUCUUUUGGUCAGUGGGAUCCAAUCAAGCUAAGUGAAGGAGACAUAAUCAAGCCACAACAAAGCCAUGAAAACACAGUCUUUCCUGUAAUCCAUCGGCAAUACAUUUAUUUCUUUUCAAGAAAAGAAAAUAAAGAAAAAUUUAUGAAAAAUCCCAUCAAAUAUAUUCGUCAGCCAAAACCUAAACCAGCUGUGCCCAUUAAGAUUGUGAUUGUCGGACCUCCAAAAUCUGGAAAGACUACAGUUGCUAAGAAAUUUGCAAGUGUAUAUGGGUUACUGCGCUUGAGUGUGGGAGAUGCCAUACGGCUAGUGUUAAACAAUCAGCCAGAAACCGAGUUAGCACUUAUGUUGAAGCGGCAUCUUCACAAAGGACUGACCGUACCUGAUGAACUGGCCGUCCAGGCUCUAGAUGUGGCUCUGAUGAAUCACGUGUGUAAUACAACCGGAGUUGUAAUUGAUGGAUAUCCUGUAACAAGAAAACAAGUAAACCUCUUGGAAUCAGCUAGGAUAAUUCCAGUGAAAAUCUUUGAAUUAGAAAUGGAUGCAAAGGAAGUGUUCAGAAGAGCACUGUUGGAUAAGGAAAGCACGGAUAGACCUCCCUACCCUGAACAUGACAGCUCACAGAUUCUAGCUAUUAAAAAUUCCUGCUAUAAACAGCACAUUGAUGCAAUUAGAACUUACUAUAAGAAGGAGCAUCAGAACUGGUGUGUGAUUGAUGCCUUUCAGAGCAAGUGGUGGAUAUGGAACAAAGUACUGCAGGAAGUUCAAGUGGUUGUUAAAGAAAUCCAGAUAUACCUGGAAAGAAUAAAAGAAGGAAAAGCAGCUGGCAUUGCUGAUUUAUGUAUCACUCCCAAAGAGCUGCAGUAUCGGCUGGGGGAGUUUGGACAGUACUGUCCCGUGAGCCUUGCAGAAAAGGGUGAAUUGGUUGACUGCUCUGUAACGUCGUCAUUGCAGUUUGCUGCAGAAUUUCGAGGACACUAUUACAAAAUGGCUUCACAGGAAGAACUGGAUAAAUUCUUGAGUAGACCAGAGGUUUAUGUGCCACCACUGGCACCUCACCCUCUCCCAUCCCCAGACAGGCUACCAAAGAAACUGACUGCGGCAGAAGUGAAGGCCUUAUUCCCUACCAGUGCUGAAAUGCAGGGAUACUGUCCAGUCACUUACCUGGAUGGAAAACAGAGAUAUGAAGCUCUGGUGCCUGGCAACAUUGAGUAUGCAGCAAAAUACCAAGAUAAGGUAUAUAUUUUUGAAAGUGAAGAAAAGCUUCUGAAGUUUAUGAGAUUACCAGAAAAGUACUGGAAUCUGAAGCUUCCACGUAAACUCCCUCCAGUAAAGGAGCCAAUACCACUCACUGCACUUCCUUUGGCUGGAUACCUUGAACAGGGCGUAGCAACUUCUCUAAUAAAAGCUCUGAAUGAAGUAGGCUGCUUAAAGCCAAAGUUUCCAUUCCUAAGUGUAAAAAAAACUGCUCUGCUGUUCAUCGCCUGCCAUUUAAAAGCGCACAACCCCAGGAGCUCGGAGGCGGCGCGGCAGACGUACCGGAGGAAGCUGGCGCAGUUCAUGGAGCACUGCCAGCUCGUCCCCUACCUGGGGGCAGCCAUGGCGGGCCCCUACAGGGAGCUGCCCCGCAGGCCCCUUGGCUUCGACUGCAGGCUGCAAACUUUUCUCUCCCUGAAGGACGCCGGCCCCAGCUUUGUGUAG